Molecule: messenger RNA, 993 nt
Organism: Xiphophorus couchianus (Monterrey platyfish)
Lineage: Eukaryota; Metazoa; Chordata; Actinopteri; Cyprinodontiformes; Poeciliidae
Gene: urad
Product: ureidoimidazoline (2-oxo-4-hydroxy-4-carboxy-5-) decarboxylase
Exons: 2
Coding region: 119-643 (174 amino acids)
Biological process (GO): allantoin metabolic process; urate catabolic process
Cellular component (GO): peroxisome
Molecular function (GO): 2-oxo-4-hydroxy-4-carboxy-5-ureidoimidazoline decarboxylase activity
Source: RefSeq, a predicted model, not a curated record
GUGUCGCCAGAGAUCAGAUUUUUGCCAGUUGAAUGUCCAGCAGUGCGUUAACCUGUUGCCAAAUGUGCUGUCCGAAGGUCAUUAAACACUACCCGUACAACCCAAAAAAUCUGUUCCCAUGGACAUAUCGGUAGUAAAUGCUCUUCCUUAUGAAGAUUUUGUAAGUAUUUUCGGUAAUGUCGUGGAGAAAUGUCCUCUUAUAACAGCCGCUGUGUGGACCCGUCGUCCCUUUACGAGCUUAAAUGCUUUAGAAGCUGCGAUUAAUGAAUUCAUCGAUGCUCUCCCAGAGUCGGGUAAGGAGGGGAUCCUCAGGUGUCACCCGGACCUCGCGGGCAAGCAUCUCCACAGCGGUGCAUUGACCCGGGAGUCCCAGGAAGAGCAGACCCGAGUCGGGAUGGACGCGCUGAGCUCGGCGGAGGCCUCGCAGAUGGCGCGGCUGAACGCCGAGUACAAGGGGCGCUUCGGCUUCCCGUUUGUCAUCUGCGCGCGGAUGAAUGACAAGGUGACCAUCUUGCGCGAGCUCUCCGAGCGCUGCCGGAACGAGCGCGCGGCGGAAAGGGCGCGCGGCAUUGCGGAGGUGAAGAAGAUCUGCCGCCUGCGUCUCCAAGGUCUCACGCUCUCUGACGCAACAAACAAGUUAUAAAGCCUAUAGUUCUCUGUUCCAGUUUGACCACAUUUAACAGGGAGCUGCAAUACUUCAGUACUUGUAUAUGUUUUUAUUUCAAAGUUAGCAUAUACACUUUUAAACAGUGUAAUUAAUAAAGCAUGUGAUUUAAACAUAUAUACACAGGUGGAUGCUGAUAUCUGGAAUGUACACAAUAGUAAAACCUGUUGCCUACUGAAAUGUAACUUUGAAUUGACUUGUCGACAGACAGACAGACAGACAGACAGACAGACAGACAGAUAGAUAGAUAGAUAGAUAGAUAGAUAGAUAGACUGCUCCCUGAUGAAUGGCGCCCUCGGCAGUGAGCCACAUUUCCCAUGUAAAAAAAA